ACAUUUCUUCCCAAAAGACUGGAGAAGUGGACGUGAGAGUACGCUUGGAUCGAGCGGGUCGAUUGUAAACAAACAGACCAGAGGAAUAUUACGGAGAAACUACACUAUGGAAGCUGAAACAUCAAAGAUCUACAAUACUCUACCUGACGUUGUUGUUGAACGUUCAUCUGCCUUAAUUGACCUACCUAUUGAGGAGCAGAGUGCUGGGUCGGCCAAACAGCAACUACGAGACUUCCUUGAGGCUCAUGUUCCAAAAAAUGACAGAGAUGAAAUCAAUUCAGAGGUAAGAAAAGGGUUUUUGCUGACUGACAAGAAAGCAAGAAUACGACCACACAAAUCCCUCAGGAAACGAAACAAGAAAAAUGCACCGCACCAAGGGAAAAAGCGCUUGACAGGUCGCGAAAGGCGAGAGUUGGGACUGCACAAAGUUGACAGGUGCAACAAGACUUUUGAAAUGUUUUUACCCAUAAAUGACCUGUGGAAGAAAUAUGCAGUGGACCUUCUCGGCAUUAAUUAUUUCAUUGUAAAUGGCUGGAAAGGUGGUGAUAGGGAUACAAAAACAGAAGCAGUGCAAAACAGAAUUAGAAAGAUUGAUUAUUUUGGCUGUUUUAUGCGAGUCACCAAAUCACGGUGUUCAGAAUAUAUUGGAACACAAGGAAUUGUUAUAAAGGAGACAAAGAAUACUUUUAUGCUGAUUUGCCCUGACGAUAAAGUGAAAAUUAUCCCUAAAUUGCAUAGUGAAUUUAGUUUUGUUGUAGGUAUGGUUGGUUUUUCUAUCCUUGGUAAUCACUUGCAUCAAAGAUCAGUUGAAAGAGCAAAGCACAAUUUCAAGAAACUCCGUCUGUGGUUGUAACAAAUAUAAUAAUUUUGUUCAUUCUGUUUUCCAAUUAAACUUUUAAGAUUA
Homarus americanus (American lobster) is the source of this 904-nucleotide messenger RNA. RefSeq names its product ribonuclease P protein subunit p29-like (gene Pop4). Gene Ontology annotation, biological process: rRNA processing; tRNA 5'-leader removal. Lineage: Eukaryota; Metazoa; Arthropoda; Malacostraca; Decapoda; Nephropidae. The coding region runs from base 107 to 853 and encodes 248 amino acids. Gene Ontology annotation, cellular component: ribonuclease MRP complex; ribonuclease P complex. The record is from RefSeq and is a predicted model, not a curated record. The transcript has 4 exons. Gene Ontology annotation, molecular function: ribonuclease P RNA binding.